Molecule: messenger RNA, 1017 nt
Organism: Alnus glutinosa
Lineage: Eukaryota; Viridiplantae; Streptophyta; Magnoliopsida; Fagales; Betulaceae
Product: deoxyuridine 5'-triphosphate nucleotidohydrolase
Exons: 3
Coding region: 73-777 (234 amino acids)
Biological process (GO): dUMP biosynthetic process; dUTP catabolic process
Molecular function (GO): dUTP diphosphatase activity; magnesium ion binding
Source: RefSeq, a predicted model, not a curated record
UUGCACGACUUAAAGCGCGCAGACGGCGCAGUGCCAGCCGAUCCUCUUACUCGUCCACGGACUGCAGGAAAAAUGGCGGGAAAGCUUGGCGCCAAAACUCUGCAAAAUACCCAUUUUUCCGGAGCUCUUCUUUUAUUUAAACCCACCCCAAAUUUUUCCUUUCACCCUCUAAAACACAGUUUUUGGCGAAUACUACCAUACCCAUCUCGUCACCGUGCUUUCUGUUUGGCUCUCACAAUGGCACAGUCAGAUCUCCAAAGCAACAGCCCCCCCGAAGUCAAAGAACCGUUGCCGAAGAUCCCCAAGCUGGGCCAAAACGGUGUCGUCGCCGCUGCAUUCUCGGAGAGCCCCUCGUUGCUCCUGAGAGUGAAAAAGCUCUCCGAGAAAGCUGUUUUGCCUUCCAGAGCCUCUUCUCUCUCCGCAGGCUACGAUCUCUCCAGUGCAACAGAGAUCAAGGUACCAGCGAGAGGAAAAGCCCUGGUUCCAACCGACCUGAGCAUUGCAAUUCCCGAAGGAACCUACGCGCGCGUUGCGCCGAGAUCGGGCUUGGCGUGGAAGCACUCGAUCGAUGUGGGUGCAGGCGUGAUCGAUGCUGACUACAGGGGUCCAGUUGGGGUUGUACUGUUCAACCACGCCGACGUUGAUUUCGAGGUAAAAGCAGGCGAUAGGAUCGCGCAGUUGAUUAUUGAGAAGAUCAUGACGCCUGAUGUGAUGGAGGUUGAGGAUUUGGACUCGACCGUGAGAGGUGGGGGUGGGUUCGGAUCUACCGGCGUAUGAGCGGGUCUUCCUAUUAGUUACGGUGCUUCAACCAUGUUCUGCUCCUUUGUUUCUCAGUGAUAAGGAUAAGGGACUUGUUGGAUUUUGUUAUGUGUGUAAUUUUGUCGAACAGAUAGUGAGCAAGCGCUGUGAUAUUGCUUGCUAGCAUCCUGGAUGGAAAUUAACAAGUUUCAUUUGUAUUAUAUUGUUUUCAAUGCUUAAAUAGUCUCAAAUCUUCAUCCUGCAAAUUAAGCUGUAGCA